GCGGAGGAGGCGGAGCCUUGGGGUGGGGAGGGGGAGAAAGAGGAGGAGGCGGUUGUUGUGCAGAGGAGGAGGGGGACAUAAGUGUCCUGGGAGGGGUCAAAGGUGAGAGGUUAGGAUUCAAAGUGGUGACCCCGAACGGGGGUGGGGUGGCCGCGGUGGUGAGGCUUGGAGAGGGAGCCAAGAGGCAGUGGAAGAUGACGAACAUUGCAGAUAAUCAUAAGGAGAGCUGGGCAGCCCUGGUUGCUGCAGCAGAACGGUACCGGCGUCAGACAGGCAACGAAAUAGUGCUGCUCACAGCCUUCAGGGCCCCACCCCCUGGUGGUUUUGGCUAUGCGCAGCAUGGAAGUGGAGCUCUGGCUGAUGCUGUUCAACGCUACCUCGAAGAUAUUGCAGUGGUCCACAAGACCACUGCCUUCACCUAUGCCACCCGUCCUCCCUCAGCCCCUCAUCCACCUCCUACUCAUGGAACCUACUCCCGGAGCUACCCUUCUGCUUUUGCCCCAGAAGAGCCUGCCCCGCACAGGACAUCUGCCUCUCAGGGGCCCUUGCUGCAGGCUGCUGAGGGCCAGGAGCCUGAAGAUGAAGAUGAUGAAGGAGACAGGAAUACACUGACAGAAGUGGAGCAGCCUGGUGGGAGAGAACAUCCCAGUGACACUACUGGUCUCUUUGUGAUGGACGAAGAUUCCCCAAGCCAGGACUAUGAGCCUUUUUUUGACUCUGACCCAGAAAGCACUGAUGAUGGGAGUCUGAGUGAAGAGGCCCCUGGGCAGACGGUCCCGCCGGCCAUCAGCCACCAGUAUGCCAAAUCCCUGCCUGUCUCAGUGCCCAUCUGGGGCUUUAAGGAGCAGCGGCAAGAGAUGCGUUCCUCCGAUGAGGAGACCAGCAAGCAUUCGUCCCCUGACCUUGAGAAGAUAGCUGCCAGUAUGCGGGCAUUAGUGCUGCGGGUGUCGGAUGGCACGGAGAUGUUCGGGGACCUGCCUCGGCCACGCCUCAACACAAGUGACUUCCAGAAGCUACAGCGGAAAUACUAAUUAAUCUGACACUCCCUGCCCUCUCCCCAUCCCUCCCCCCACUCCAUCUGGUCCCCUUCUUCUCUCCUCCCCUCCCCCGCCCCACAAAUCGGUGGACAGGGUUGGGUGCUCCCCUCAAGCCAUAAGCCUCUAGUCUCUUCUACCCUCAUCCCAACUCUGAGCUCCUACAAGCUUUAAUUUAAAGUGAUCGCCUCAAUCUUACACUACAGUUGGGGUGGGGAGAUCUUAUACCUCCAGUUCUCUCCCCCCCACCCCCCGAAAUCCUGUCCCACUCUCUCUUCUAUCUUGUGAAUUAGGAGGUAUAGCAGCCCUUUUCAAGCAGGUAUUCCCUACCCAAAGAAGAGGUGGGUCUGGGGUGGGGACACUACAUACAAAGGUGUACUGACAAAACUGCAUACCAGACCUACCCCAUCCAUUGCCUCAAAUCCACCCCAACCCCAGCUACUAAGGGUUCUCUGAAAGUCAGAAAUUUAUCUUUUUCUCCCUAAAUAAGUGUCUUAAAGAUCCUUUGCACAUAAGCUGGGUUUGUCUACACUCUAGUUUUGAGCCAAGUGUCCCUUUUGUGGGAGUGUGGUACCUUAUCAUCUCACUCCCCACCCCCCGCAUGCAUAACUCUCUCCCAGUUUUCAGGAGUGUGGUAUUCAGGGUCCCUUUUUCUAUUGGGGAGGGUGGUACAAAUGUGGGGUGGCCCCCAAACAGAUGGGAUGUAGAAGGGGCUCUAGGAGUUGCCUGCAACCCUCUGUUCUCCCCCUGCCCCGGCAUACUUUUGUAUUAGAUGAUCAGGGGCCCUUUGUGGCCCUGGCCCUCUAUUUUUGUCCAAAGAUGAUUGGUGAAUUGGAAGGGAGAGGAUGUAUUUUUUCUCUCCUUCCUGCCAACCUACCAGCCAAUAAUAAAAACAAAAAAAUCUUUUACCAA
Messenger RNA from Hemicordylus capensis (graceful crag lizard), 1946 nucleotides. RefSeq names its product AKT1 substrate 1 (gene AKT1S1). Gene Ontology annotation, biological process: negative regulation of TOR signaling; neurotrophin TRK receptor signaling pathway; negative regulation of protein kinase activity. Lineage: Eukaryota; Metazoa; Chordata; Lepidosauria; Squamata; Cordylidae. The record is from RefSeq and is a predicted model, not a curated record. Bases 195 to 1031 code for a protein of 278 amino acids. Gene Ontology annotation, cellular component: cytoplasm. The transcript is spliced from 5 exons.